AAUAAGGAACAGCAAUGGAUAAGGGGCAUCGCUGCCUAGUUCCAUUGCCCAAAGAUAUAUAUGUGUGUCUGUUUGUAUAUAUUGAUUGAUAUAUACUCUUUCUUGUUUCCUAGCCACACAUUGAUGGUACAGUGAUAUAUGUGGAGAUAUGGCUUCUGAUGACCUAUCAGUGCUGGUUGAAGAGCUGGAAAACAUCUCCGGAGAGCUCCAGGCAGUAGAGAUCCAACUCCAAGAGCUUUUGGAGAGACAACAAGAACUUAUUGAAAAUAAAAAUGUCUUAAAGAAAAAGAUCCAGAAGCUAUCCGAAGAAUCCGAUGCUGGACCCAGUGCUGAGCUUGAAAGCACACCGGAGAAUUGGAAAACGCAAGAUUUCCCAUGGUCGCAGAAGAUUGAAGGUGCCUUGCGCAACGCUUUUCGACUCAACACUUUCAGGUCGUUACAGUUGGAGACUAUUAAUGCCACAAUGGCGGGCAGAGAUGUGUUUCUGAUCAUGCCGACUGGGGGGGGAAAGAGCCUGUGCUAUCAGUUACCAGCAGUGUGUUCAGACGGCUUCACGCUGGUAAUCUGCCCCCUGGUUUCUCUGAUGGAAGAUCAGCUGAUGGUGUUAAAGCGUAUUGGCGUUUCUGCAACAUCUUUAAAUGCUUCCAGCAGUAAGGAACAUGUGAAAUGGGUGCAUAGUGAAAUGAUUGAUAAGAAGUCACAACUAAAACUCAUCUAUGUCACUCCCGAGAAAAUCGCAAAGAGCAAACUGUUUAUGUCCCGAUUGGAAAAAGCGUAUCAAGCCGGACGGCUGGCACGUUUGGCAGUGGAUGAGGUUCAUUGUUGCAGUCAGUGGGGCCACGAUUUCCGACCUGACUACAAGUCUUUGGGAAUCCUGAAGCGUCAGUUUCCUAACGCUCCACUAAUAGGACUGACUGCCACGGCCACCAGCCAUGUCCUGAAGGAUGCUCAAAAAAUUCUGUGUGUCUCAAAGUCUGUUACGUUUACUGCCUCAUUCAACAGACCCAACCUUUUCUAUGAGGUACGUCUGAAACCACCAAGUACCCAAGACUUCCUUGAAGACGUUGUAAAACUUAUCAAUGGCCGAUACAAGGGGAAGUCUGGAAUUAUCUAUUGCUUUUCUCAAAAAGAUGCAGAACAGGUAACCAUGAGUCUGCAGAAACUGGGCAUCCGAGCUGGCACGUACCACGCCAACAUGGAGCCUUCCGAUAAAACCAUUGUUCACACCCGCUGGACGGAGAACAAGAUUCAGGUGGUUGUGGCGACGGUAGCCUUCGGAAUGGGAAUUGAUAAACCAGACGUGCGAUUUGUAAUUCACCAUUCAAUGAGCAAAUCAAUGGAGAAUUAUUACCAAGAAAGUGGGCGAGCAGGCCGCGAUGAUCAGAGAGCAGACUGUAUUCUCUACUACGGCUUUGGAGACCUUUUCCGAAUAAGUUCCAUGGUGGUUAUGGAAAAUGUCGGACAACAGAAGCUUUAUGAAAUGGUGAAAUACUGUCUGAACCUGAGUCGAUGUCGGCGUGUGCUCAUAGCGCAACAUUUUGAUGAAGUUUGGGAUUCUGCGCAGUGCAAUAAAAUGUGUGAUAACUGCAACAAUGAAAAGGUAUAUGAAAAGGUUGAUAUAACAGAUUAUAGUCGAGACAUAAUGAAAAUUUUGGAGCAAGCGAAUCAAAUGGAUGAAAAACUUACCCCCCUGAAACUAAUUGACGCGUGGAUGGGAAAGGGUGCUUCAAAACUACGCGUUGCGGAUGUUCGGCCCCCGAAAUUCCCUCGCAAUGAGAUUGAAAGAGUUAUCACAAAUCUCCUCUUACAGCAAUAUAUAAAGGAAGAUUUCAGUUUUACAGCCUACGCCACAAUAUCGUACAUGAAAAAGGCACCCAAAGCCGCUCUACUGAAAAAUGAAAAUCACACAAUUAUUGUCCAAAUGAGGAAGAUGAAAAAUGGAGCAGACAAGGUAAAGUGUCCAGAAGCCACCAGUCCAAAAGCAUCUCAUGCGAAUAGAGAAAAUACAAACCAGUUGAAAAGGUCUGCGACUCGAACAGGAAGUGGUGGAAACAAGCACUCAAAGUCGGAGAGUGCGUCUGAAGCCAAAAGGAGCAAAGUGUCAGCUGAUGACUCCAUUCUAAUUGACUAAUCCUGUUAAAUCAUUUGCUGUAUGUCUGAAUGUAAGGUGGAGCUGGUAUUCUGCCAGAAGGUUGUGCCUAGUCUGCAGAACCAAACAGUAAGUUUCAUUGCACCGAUUGGUAAAUGGCAAUCCAGACCGGUCAAGCGGAUCUUCUUACUGGAUAUUGUCAUCUGUGAUCCAGGAAGCAAUAGGAGCUUUCACAUUUGACUCAUUUUGGCCAAAAAGCCAUAAAACAAAUGCAUUCCUAAAUCUGGAAAAUAAACAACGCAAAGGGUGUAGAAAUGUGUGUUACGUGUAAUAAUUAGCAUAUUAAAGGUGUUUAUUUCAAUAUA
This is a messenger RNA of Pelobates fuscus (common spadefoot toad), 2454 nucleotides long. It is a transcript of the gene RECQL, whose product is annotated as RecQ like helicase. NCBI's taxonomy places the organism in Eukaryota, Metazoa, Chordata, Amphibia, Anura, Pelobatidae. Bases 149 to 2131 code for a protein of 660 amino acids. Gene Ontology annotation, cellular component: cytoplasm; chromosome. Gene Ontology annotation, biological process: double-strand break repair via homologous recombination. Gene Ontology annotation, molecular function: four-way junction helicase activity; nucleic acid binding; ATP binding. The transcript is spliced from 14 exons. The record is from RefSeq and is a predicted model, not a curated record.